AUGUCCAGUCCGCCCCCAGAGCUCGAAAAUGCCGCACCCCCUGCUCUGGUGAGGCUCGCAGGCGUGAGCCCGAUCGAUUCAGGCCAGGAGCAGCAGCCACCGGAGCAGCAGCAUCAGCAGCAUCAGCAGCAGCAGCAACCGGGGCAACAGCAGCAACCGGAGCAGAACCGCAUCGCCCACCCUCUCGCACCUCUGCUCAACCCCCGCGAGCCACGACAGGAGGCCUCCGUGCCGCAAGCCAGCAGUCUUCUCAACAACGCCGUCGGUGGCAAAUACGUCUCCGCCCCCCCCUCCUCCAUCGCCCCUGCUGGAGCGGUGACGACGACGACGACGACGCCGACACCGACACCGAUCCGUGCCCUUCGAGAUCAUGACCGCAGCAACGACGUAAAGGCUCGAACCUCGGUGCCGCUGCCGGAGCUGCCAGCGCAGCGGCAGUCGGGUCCGUCGUUGCUGACGCAGGCGUUGGCAUCCGCCCGUGGCAUUCAAAAUCCCAACGCCGCACCGCCGGCCAAUCCCGACGCCAACGGCCGACGCCAGUCGAGGACGAAAGCCGUCUCUUCAAUUCAUUCCCAUCUGCCGCCGCGAGAAAAGCAGUCCACCUUCCCCGCGCCCAUCAGAGAUGACGCCGCCGAGGAUGGUCAUCGAGGUGCCACGUCCCUGAAGCGAGCGACGACGCACCCGGUCGUCAUGGCCACCUCUGCCACCAUGCCCGUCGAUCCCGCUGCCGCCGUGGCCGGCCACGAUGCCGUCGAUGGCACCGCCUGCGACCAUUCCGUCCUGAGCCACGCCAGAGGCAUGCUCGCCGAGCACCGCGAAUUUCUCGACAGGACCAAGGGCAGGCUGUCGUCCCUCGAGCUCGACCGGCACGAUCAGCAUGGCCCGCGCCCCGCCGCCGGCUCGAAUCGGUCCGACAGCUCGACGACGCCGUUCGACGUCAGGUACGCCGAGGUGACGACGACCUCCCCGACGCAAUAUUCUCACGACGCCGCCAAGGACGCGCGGCAGACGUUCCGAGCCAAGCCGCUGGAGCAUACGUCGGCCGUGGCCGCCGAGAAAAAGGAAAAGGCCUGGUCCAUCGGCUCCGGUGACGGCGAUGCCGAGGACGGCUUGGUGGAGCAGUCGGUUGCCGAUGCCAUGGCCGGCGUCGAGCACAACGCGAGGAGCCGCAAGGCCAGCUACAGCCUUCGCUUCUUCAAGGAGGGCCUGCCGCCCGAGGACAAGGCACGCCGCAGGGACAACAAGUCCGGCCCGCGCGAGAAGCUGUCACCGACCCUGGAGGAGACGCCGAGGGCCCACGCCGACACCGCCGGAGCGUCGUCCGCCUCCAUCUCGAUGCCACCGCCAAAGCUGAGCGAAGCCCAACCCGCUGUCGCCCAUGCGCCCGAUGCCCCAUCGGCCCGAGCUGCCUCGCAGCACGUCACGAAAUAUACCGGCCUUCAAAUGGAUGGCGCGACCGGCGUCGUCGUCGCCGCGGCACCCUCCUCCUGGUUGGCCGAGUUCAAGGCCGACCGUCACGAGGACCCCAAGCCGGCCACGGCACCGCAAGUGGUUUCGGUGCCCGAAGUCGAGCGUUAUGACAGCGAUUCCGGCGCCGAGAGAGACCCGAACCUACCCGACGCCACCCCGAUGCAAGGUCAGUCCGACGCCGACGGGGAUUCCGAUGUCGAGGCGGACGCCGACGAGUCCGGCGAGGAAAACAUCUCCUCGGCCGUCUUCCUCCCCCAUCAGGAGAUGCCCGAAGCCCGUGGUUGCGCAAACGAAGGGGUCGCCUCGGCGCAUGCGCUUCGACCCAGAUCGCUGUCGCAGAGCAAGACGCACCCGUGGCUCGUCAAGGCCGACGAGCCCGAGCUCACGCCCGAACCGGAACACGAGUCCCCGGAUGAGGAUGAGACGCCGCGUGAACUGUCGCGAAUCGGAUCCCGUGAAGCACACGUGCCCCGCAUCGGCGAGCCGUCUCCGGCCCAAGCCGAGGAGACGGCCAUUCAGCGUUGCUUGGAGUUGAAAACCCAUGCUGCGGCGCCCAAGACGGUGACGCGACCCGAAGAUGUCGUGCAUGACCAUCAGCACGAGUCUCGCGAACCCCUCGAAGCCAUCGAGCUCAUCCCAUACAAGCACCAGGUCGGCGGUCACACCACGCUGUACAUUGGCGUUUUGAACGUGACGUUUCAGAAGCAGCCCCGACGCAAGAGCAGCGCUCGAAGGGAUGAUGCCGCCGCCGCGGAGCGUAAGCGGUGGCAGGACGAGGCGAGGAAGCAGGAGAGGGCAAACGGCAACAAGUGGCCUGUCGAGCGCUCCGACGUGGCACCGCCCCCGAGGAUCGUCAGCCAGUCUCUGGCCAACAGCAGCGUCCAGAUUCCCACGGUGACGUUUGACGACAACAAGCACAUCCUCCCCAGAAAUCUUCUGCAGCCGACACCGCCGCCCGAGUUCUUUCGGAACCGCAGUCUCUCGUCGACCGGCUUCCACCACGGCUGGGCCGUGGCUUCGGAGAAGCGGCCGCCGAUGGAGGAUCGAACCAACAGCUGGGGCUACACGACGAUCAACAUGCGCCUACGGAACGAGGUGUUCAACGAUGCCUUCCUGAAGCAACCGGUGGAGAUCCAGAAGCAUCGUCGGCCUCACCAGCGAUCCGUGCCACGGCCGGCCCUGCAGAGGAUCCUGCGUCCGACCAGCUCGGAUCCGGACCUCAUGCACGUCGUGGAAGCACCCAGGGAGGUGGAAAGGGUGGACGCGACCCCCGUGCGAGAAAUCCCAGCCCGGCUGCACUGCGAGACCCUGAGCGAUCUCGGCCCGAGCGUGGAUGUCGUCCGCCCCGACGGCGACGACGACAACGACGCGCCCGUCAAGGACGUGACGGGGACGAGCGCCCCGGAGCCCGAGAUUUUCAAGGACAAUCCGCUAAAGGCGAAGAAGAAGCGCCGCUUCUCUGCCGGCGGGCUGCGCCGGAGACCCGAGGACGUUCGCGAGUCGCGUGGUAGCUUGAAGUACUUUGAGGAAGCCGACGAUGCCGGCUACAAGGCUGACGACGCACCCCACCGUACCCCGUCCUCCGGCACGGCCUCGGCCCCCAACGGCGAUGCCGAGUCCGUCGCGAGCGCCGCCCAGCACGAGGACGCGGUGGAGGCCGUCGUCCCCUCCGGUCCGGUGCCCUCGAUGCCCGGCGACGCGUCGGCCGAGUUCAAGAAGAUUCCGCGGCCCAUGAAUCCAAAGGAGGCGAAGAAGGAGGGCGACAGCCACCAAGGGCGAGUGGAAUACUUCCUGCUCCUCGAGGAUCUGACGGCGAGCAUGAGGCGGCCCUGCAUGAUGGACCUCAAGAUGGGCACUCGCCAGUACGGGGUCGAGGCGACUCCGAAGAAGCAGAAGUCGCAGCAGGAAAAGUGCAGGACGACGACGUCUGCCGAGCUCGGCGUGCGCAUCUGCGGCCUGCAGGUUUGGAACGCGCGCACGCAGAGCUACGAGUUCCAGGACAAGUACUUUGGGCGGCGUGUCAAGGCGGGCCAGGAGUUCCAGGACGCGCUGCAGAAGUUUCUGUACAACGGCGUCGAGCUGGAGAGCGUCCUCCGGCACAUUCCGGUGGUGCUGAAGAAGCUGGCGCAGCUGGAGCAGAUCGUCCACGGCCUGCGCGGGUACCGCUUCUACGCAGCCAGCCUCCUCAUGUUUUACGAUGGCGACACCCCGGGCGACGGCGAUCAGGAGACCAUGUACGAUUCGACCACGGACGCCGCGACAGACACGGAGGAGUCCUCCCGUAGGAGGAAAAGGAACCCCCGGGAGAUUGACUUCAAGAUGGCCGACUUUGCCAACAGCGUGACGCCGUUUGACAACAUCGACGACAAGCCUUGCCCGCCGCGGCAUCCGGAUCAACCCGAUGGCGGCUUUCUCAAGGGCCUGAGAAGCUUGCGGCAAACCUUUCUGCAGAUUCAGCGCGACGUGCGUGCGAAGCUCGACUUGGAUCCGCAAGGGGUCCGCUCGGCUCGCGCCAGAUUCGCCGAGGGAGCCGGCACCGUCGAGCUCCAGGAAAACGGAGAUGGCCAGAUCAGCGUAUGA
This is a messenger RNA of Drechmeria coniospora, 4050 nucleotides long. Its product is annotated as inositol hexaphosphate kinase KCS1. NCBI's taxonomy places the organism in Eukaryota, Fungi, Ascomycota, Sordariomycetes, Hypocreales, Ophiocordycipitaceae. Gene Ontology annotation, cellular component: nucleus; cytoplasm. Gene Ontology annotation, biological process: inositol phosphate biosynthetic process; phosphatidylinositol phosphate biosynthetic process. The record is from RefSeq and is a predicted model, not a curated record. The transcript is spliced from 2 exons. Gene Ontology annotation, molecular function: inositol hexakisphosphate kinase activity. Bases 1 to 4050 code for a protein of 1349 amino acids.